Molecule: messenger RNA, 1964 nt
Organism: Dermacentor albipictus
Lineage: Eukaryota; Metazoa; Arthropoda; Arachnida; Ixodida; Ixodidae
Molecular function (GO): serine-type endopeptidase inhibitor activity
Source: RefSeq, a predicted model, not a curated record
UUCCAUAGUGGGUCGCACCAUUUCAAUGAGGACCUACGAACCCACGAAGCAGGCCAAAUAUUGUCGCCGGUGGAUUGCAUCUCCUAAACAAAUUAACCGUCAUGGAUUCGGAACGUUGGCCAGCAGUGCGGUUCACCGCGCGCUUUCGCCCUGAUCUCACUGCGAUCGGCGAACAGACUUCAGAAGAAAUCGCGCAGCGAGACUCCUUCGAACGACUCGAACACAGCAGCGAACCCGUGUACUGGUCCGCAGAAAACGGCGCGAGCGACCGAGGGUCGUCCCUUGCGAGCCAUCAAGGUGAGAAGGUGAGGACGCAGUGGUCCGAGGCGAGCUUCGCUGAGCAAACCCUCGAUCACGUCGGUCGACACUGGUUCCACCCCCCACCGCCGUUACCGGACGGUCACCACUUCGACGUCGACGCCUACGGCGAGGAGCGGAAGUCGCUCUCGGCGUCCUGCGAGCUCCCUUCGAGUUUACUCGAAGCGAAUUUCCGGGCCUCCCACUCUAAGAAUGGAGAUCAGCUCGAACAGGCCACGCCAAUGCAACGCGCGCUCUCCCCAGUCCGCCACAGCGGUCAUCAAGAUCCGUGCGCCAGGUACGCGUUGGCGAUGUUCCUAACAGUGCUUGCUGUCGUAUGCGCCACAGCUGCCUUCGUCGACAUAAGAUGGCGCGCCCAGGGCGGCAGUGACCAGAGCCUAAUGGUCGGCUACGCCGAUGCGCCUGCCACUGCCUCAGUUACAGACAGCCAGCCCGAAAAGCGUCACGUCGUUUCAUCGGAGUCGGCGCCGAUAUCGACAGUGACGCCAAUAUCGACAGCGACGCCAAUAUCGACAGCGGCGCCCGUACCACGGAAGCUAGGGAAGAGAUAUUUGGCGCUUAAUAAUGUCGGCCCGCUGCAGAAGCGAGAAGUGCGAGAACACGGCGAGUCGGUCACGGCUUUAUCGGCGAAAGACGCAGUCGACUUACCGGGCAGAAGGACAAAGGGACGCGUAAUAAUAACGCAUACGCCCAGCUUCGCGAAGCCUGGACGCUUGUACGCGAACUACAGCAGUCAGAGCUUGGUAACGACUUCUCCAAAUCCAUUUGCCUCCAAGUCUCGCCCGCAUAUCCUGUCGGCGCCAAUACAGAAGCCUACAAAGCACAGGUGUGGCGUGGCCUUCUACACGUACUGCUCGCAGACCCGCCAUGACGUCUACUACCUGCACGCCACCCGGUCGUGCGUGCCCACGCUCACAGACCACGUGCAGGUCUGCAACCAUUCGCCCAAUAGGUUCGCCACUCUGCAGGCUUGCCAGCAGAGCUGCAUCCACAGUGAGCUGCCGUCGGAGUCGUGCUUCGAGAAGACGCUGUUCUCCUGGUGCAGCAGGCAAGACGUAAGCGCAACCUGGUGGUCGUUCGACGGAAAGCACUGCCGGCCGUGGCACUUUCCCAAGGGCCUCUGUCCGGACUUCGCGGAGACGGACGUGUUCGCCAGCCAACAAGAGUGCAUGCGCCGCUGCUUCCCGCUGCGCCGCGUGUCGGUCAGGAGGCAUGCCGGCAGGAGGCCCCGCGCUCCGUGCAGAAGGCCCAAGGCGGGCGCCGCCUGCGACGUGGACGUGGUCAAGUUUCCCUACUUCGCGGACAUUUCGCCCGGCAGCGGCCGCGUGCGUUGCCUGAAGUCGUCUGCUUCACGUCUGCUCGACCAUCGUUGCCUGAUUGGCUCCAACCGGUUCCUCUCGGAGGCCGCUUGCAGGAGGACGUGCGUGGACAGCGCCCCCGAAAGAAGGCCGAAGUAUAUAUUGGCCUGAUACGUUUGCGUCGUCGAACGGACGUUGUAUCGGCAGGACUGCAAGUUUCGCGACGCUUAACGCUUACCUGCCGGAGCCAUUUCGAGCCUUAGGAGUAGCCUUUCAAUUGUUAUUCGUAAUCGGAACAUCCAAUUAAAGCUUUCCCGUUUAGCGCUGCAAGUAAAACUUCUGUCAGCC